Messenger RNA from Pecten maximus, 718 nucleotides. Its product is annotated as 40S ribosomal protein S15Aa. Bases 242 to 634 code for a protein of 130 amino acids. Gene Ontology annotation, cellular component: cytosolic small ribosomal subunit; ribosome. The transcript is spliced from 5 exons. NCBI's taxonomy places the organism in Eukaryota, Metazoa, Mollusca, Bivalvia, Pectinida, Pectinidae. Gene Ontology annotation, molecular function: structural constituent of ribosome. The record is from RefSeq and is a predicted model, not a curated record. Gene Ontology annotation, biological process: translation.
CCGCUAAACCUAAGGGUAAACAUGUCUAAAAUAAAACCAUGUUAUACAAAUCUAUCGCCAUCAUCAUAAUUUGAAACAUCUUAGUCUUAUCCCUCGCUCAAAAUGAUAAAGAUAUAUAGUUUACUCAUUUACACAUGUUAAAUAAGUGCUCGUUGAAGUAAUAAUUACGUAAACGUACUUUAAAUUUCAUGUUGUCAUCUGAGUAACGGAUAGCGAAAAUGAUAUUCAAACGAGAACGAAAAUGGUGCGGAUGAACGUUUUGGCAGAUGCCUUGCGGACAAUAGCUGCGGCUGAAAGGCGCAACAAAAGACAGGUGCUGAUCCGGCCUUGUUCCAAAGUCAUCAUCAAGUUUUUAACUGUGAUGAUGAAACAUGGUUAUAUUGGAGAAUUUGAAAUAGUUGAUGACCACAGAAAUGGAAAAAUUGUUGUAAACCUUACAGGAAGGUUGAACAAGUGCGGUGUGAUCAGUCCCAGAUUUGAUGUAGCCCUUCGUGACAUGGAAAAAUGGACCACAAAUCUUCUACCUUCCCGACAGUUUGGAUACAUAGUGUUAACAACAUCUGGUGGAAUCAUGGACCACGAGGAAGCCAGAAGGAAGCACUUGGGAGGAAAGGUGCUGGGAUUCUUCUUCUAAUGUGAUUACGAUCGGGGAAAAAAAGACUGGUCCUUUGUCUGUGCUUUAUUUGUUCCUUACAAUAUUAAAGUUUACAGAAGGGGA